Molecule: messenger RNA, 3909 nt
Organism: Phialemonium atrogriseum
Lineage: Eukaryota; Fungi; Ascomycota; Sordariomycetes; Cephalothecales; Cephalothecaceae
Product: ATP-dependent helicase fft2
Exons: 1
Coding region: 313-3465 (1050 amino acids)
Cellular component (GO): nucleus
Molecular function (GO): ATP-dependent chromatin remodeler activity; chromatin binding; DNA binding
Source: RefSeq, a predicted model, not a curated record
AUUUCAACUUCACCAUUUCUCCAAGUGGGUAACGGGGAAUUGGACCUCCCGUCCUGCCACUCCGUUUCCUUCGACACUACACCUUCCUUGAACCUACCUACCUUGUCCACCUUGGUCCCUACCACUCGGGAAUGCCGCCCUGAAUCGCUGUCACUCGCUACGGAUCCGUUCUUCUGAUAAUUUCCUUCUUACCCUUUUCCAACCCCUCCCCGUCACCUCCACUACAUGGAUUCGGUCUCUCUAUUUUCGAACCAGUCUCCGAUCUGAACCCCGUCCGAAUUCGUCCCACAUUCAUUCUCGCUGCUUUCGAUCAUGGACGUGUCUUCGUCGCCCCUUUCUUCCCGAAGGGACGCUGAAGUCAUUGACAUGACCGAGGACUCCGACUCCAACGACGAGCUUGGCGAGGGGAGCAUCCCGUGUUCGCCAUCCCCUUACUUCACCCAGCCUACCCAGGUUGUGCGCCGGACUACCCUCCACCAGACCCAACCAACCCAAAUCAUAUCCCGAACUUCCUUGAUGUCCUCGCUCCCCUUGGCUUCCUCCUCACCACCCAGAUCGGUUAUCGAGGUGCCCGCAUCCUCGCCUUUUCAACCGAAGAAACCGUCCGCCCUGCCAGGGAAACUAGGCCAUGCUAUGGCUCCUCCGGGGACGUUUUUCCGCGCUCCACCUGUUGCUGGGCAAAAGCGGCCCUGUGUCGAGAUCAGCGAUGACGAGGAUGAGAAUGACGAUCAUGGUGCCCCGAGGCCUCAGUAUGCCAGUGACGAUUCAUCGGACAAUGAUGGCCCACCGAGAGGGGAUAUCCAACCCUCGCAAUUCCGACGCCGUGAGCCGACCAAGGUGUUUGAGGCCCGAGUGCCUACUACCGAGCCCAAGCCAAAGAAGGUAGCAUUGGCUGUCAACAAGCUGAUGGACUCGCGACUCCACAGUUUGGCUGGCAAGCUCUUCAAGCAAAUUGGAGGCAAGAGAUCACAUGAGAAGUGUAAGGAGGCCCUGGUCAAGUACGAUCUUGAUUCUAAGAAGGCGGCUAUCUACCUCCUGGACGAGGCUAGACUCGCGGCGUCGCCCGAGUCGGACGUCAUAGAAAUGCCGAAGAGCAUUGCCUCACAAUUCACCUACAAACCUCCCACAUCCACCCCCAAUCCUCCUCGCCGAGGCCGCUUGGUUCAGGGACGUCGACACCGCGACUCCGCCGUCGAGAGCUCGCCUUUCCGGCCCGACCCCUUGUCACAACCGAUCACCCAGGUCGUUGAUCUGGUAAGCGAUGGGGACGAUGAAUUCACCCAGGACAUUCCCUCGCCGCAACCCUCGGAAACGCAGGAUCCUGCACAGCUGGCUUUUGCCCAGCGAGUCUUGAGUUAUCUCAACAACUGCAAUGCAAUUCAGCUGAUGGCAAUCGCCAACAUCAAGGCGGACAAUGCCGAUGUCAUGCUAAAGCACCAACCCUUUUCGACUCUUGAUGACGCUCGCAAUGUGGUUGUGACGAAGAAGACAUCGAGGAAAAAGGCUGCCAAGCUUGCUCUCGGCGAUGACGUCGUCGAUGCUAUCGAGGAGUACGCCCGAGCCUUGGAUGGCAUCGACCAUAUCGUCGGCGUAUGCGAGGAACAAGGAGAAGCCAUCUCCAGAGCGACGUCAAAGUGGAAGGUCGAUUGCACUGGGAGCGACAAGAGCACGAAAACUAUCGAGAAAGAGAGGCCCCUGACUCCAUCUAGUCUGAGCUCUCCAAAACAACUCAAGGACCUACCGAGAGUCGAGCCACAGCUUAUGCAGGGACACUGCACCAUGAAGCCGUACCAACUGUACGGGCUUAACUGGAUGUAUCUCUUGUACGAGAAGAACUUUGGAGCUAUCCUAGCCGACGACAUGGGCCUCGGCAAAACGUGCCAGGUCAUCUCUCUCGUGUGCACCGUCGUCCAAGAGUAUGAGCGCUCUGGCGCGGGGGAGGGGAGCCGACCUUGGCCGAACUUGAUCGUCGUCCCCCCAUCGACAUUGUCCAACUGGGAAGCCGAGUUUGAAAAGUUCGCCCCAGGCCUGAAUGUAAUUUCCUAUUCGGGCCGUCAACAGGAUCGGGACGAAAUUGCCGACGAAAUUUCGGAGAACCCGGCAGAUUACCAUGUCAUCCUGACUACGUAUACUCAGCUGGGUCGCGGAGAAGAUAUCGACAACAUGAAGCGAAUUCGGCCGAUGAUUGCGGUCUUUGAUGAAGGCCACAAGCUGAAGAACCCAAAGACCAAGCUGUAUAGAGACCUCAUCCGGAUCCCAGCUGCCUGGCGAUUGCUGUUGACGGGCACUCCUAUUCAGAACAACCUGAUGGAGAUGGUGGCGCUCCUCCGAUUCAUCGAGCCCAAGUUAUUCCGCGACCACUUCGAGGACCUCGAGGCCCUGUUCAACCAGAAGGUUUCUUUACAGGACGUAUCCAAAGGUGCUCUGUUGUAUUCCGAACGCGUGGUUCGCGCCCGUUCCAUCCUCGAGCCCUUCAUUCUGCAGCGCCGAAAGGAACAGGUUCUCAUGAGCCUCCCACCCAAGACGAACAGGAUCGUGCACUGCGAGCUGGACAAGACACAGCGGAAGAUCUACGAUGAUUACGAGCGUCGCUUCAGGCGAGGAGGCAAGGAGCUGCGACCCCCUGUGCCCGAAGUCAAGGGCACUGAUUCCGAUAGCAACAACGUCUGGAUGCAGCUCCGCAAGUCUGCCAUCCAUGCGCAGCUCUUCAGAAGAUGGUUCACCGACGACAAGGUUGCUGAAAUGGCCAAAAUCCUGAUGCGGAAGGUUGACCAGUCUGUCCUGCAACAGGACAACCUCGGCCAUCUCAUUGCCGAGCUCAAGAAUUGUUCCGACUUCGAGCUCCAUCUCUGGUGCCGCGAUUACAGCUGCAUCAGGAAGUUUGACAUACCAGAGUUGUCGUUUAUGCAGAGCGCCAAGGUCCAGGAACUGUUGAAGUUGGUUCGCGAGUACGAGCAGAACGGCGACAAGGUUCUUGUCUUUACGCGGUUCGCCAAGGUUAUUGAGAUUCUGCGAGAAUGUCUCGCCACCGAAGGCAUCGAAUAUGUUGCCCUGCAGGGGAACACAAAUGUCGCCGACAGGCAGGAACUGAUUGACCAGUUCCAAGACGAGCCGUCUAUCACUGCCUUCCUUCUGACGACGGGCGCUGGCGGAACCGGCAUCAACCUCACUGCCGCAAACAAGGUUAUCGUCUUUGACCAGUCAGACAAUCCCCAGGACGACCUCCAGGCUGAGAAUCGCGCCCAUCGUCUGGGCCAGACCCGCCCCGUCGAAAUCAUCAAGCUCGUCAGCAAAGACACCAUCGAGGAGCUUGUCUAUGCGGCUUGCGAGAAGAAGAUCGAGCUCGCCAACCGGGUCACCGGCUGGAGUGGAGGAAAUGUCGAGAUAACUGCGGGAGAGAUGGAGGACACCAUCCGAAAGGAGUUGAUGGCGAGAGAUAAUAUAACUCCGCCAAGCAGCGACUAAGCGUGUCCAUACAACUUGGAGAUACCAAUGUCGCCUCAUGCGAUGCGACUUGGGCAUCUUUCUCUUUUUACUGGUACCAAUCGACUCAUGCCGGUGUCAGUCAUGAAGCUGUCUCCAGCUGAUGAUUUUCGAGGGUACCCUGGUAGUCUACGGACUGAGUGGUGUGUUUGCAGCCUCCCACCAGGGUUUCUCCACAAGACAGUCUAUCCCGAGGUUCCCGGCUUGAGCUGGGGAGGGAUUUUUGGGACUUUUCCGUGCUGGAAUGGACGAAUACUGGGCUUGCCGUUGCCAUAGAGCUGGGAUAGAUAGGGUUCACAUCGGUUUGUGUUCUUCGCUUCCAAGGUAGAUGUCACCAAGGGAGGAUAUACCCCAAAGAUUAGACAAGACGGUAUUAGUUGUCUCAGGACAAACGAGCGUUAGGAAAUAAAAUGUUGAAUUGGUAAA